Molecule: messenger RNA, 2963 nt
Organism: Ctenopharyngodon idella (grass carp)
Lineage: Eukaryota; Metazoa; Chordata; Actinopteri; Cypriniformes; Xenocyprididae
Product: complement C3
Exons: 20
Coding region: 9-2948 (979 amino acids)
Cellular component (GO): extracellular region
Molecular function (GO): endopeptidase inhibitor activity
Source: RefSeq, a predicted model, not a curated record
UGCUUUCUAUGUGGUCUCCUCCUCACCAAUCAGAGGCCAAGAGUGUUUUGAGCUUUUUUCCAAAGGGUAUUUUUGCUUUAGUGGGAGGAGUGAUGUUUUUUAUUUCAGCUUUCCCACUGUUGCCAUGUUCUCAUUUUGUGAGUAGCCAAUCCAGCAGGAUGAAGCUCCUUAUUCCACUGCUUUUAUGGAUACCUUUGGUAUUCAAUUAUGAGGUUUUUUCCCAAAGCCGUGGCAAUCAAGCUCUUGACUCGGCACCAAAGUUUAUCAUGGUAGCUCCAGCAAGGCUGAGGCUUGGAACCAAACUGAAUAUCUUACUAGAGGCACACAGCCUGUCCCAGCCAAUCACAGUCAAAGUCAUUGUCUAUGCAUUCGAUAAGGAAUCCGUCCUGAUGCGGGACUCUGCCAUCCUCAAUUCAGACAACCGCUAUAGUGAUCUCAAAACCAUUGAGAUCAAACCAAACCUGUUAAAAAAAAAAUUGAAAACAUUUUUGAGAUUGGUUGUGGAAUUUGGGAGUUUCCACAAAGCUGAGAAAAUUAUCAUGGUGUCGUUCCGGUCUGGAUACAUCUUCAUUCAAACUGAUAAACCGGUUUACAACCCUGGAGACACAGUUCAUUACAGGGCUUUUGUAUCCAGUCAUGAAUUCCAAGCUUUCAACAGAAACAUAUCUCUUGAGAUUCAGAACCCAGAUGGUGUUGUGGUGCACAUCAGCUCCAACUCCAGUGCAAGCGACGGGAUUCUCUCUGAAAGCUACCCCCUCCACACUUUGGACAAACAGGGAAAAUGGAAAGUUGUUGCGAAGUUUGAUGAUGUUGAAGAAAACACAUUCAGUGCGGAGUUUCAUGUAAAGAAAUAUGUUCUCCCGGCAUUCAACGUCACUUUAACGCCAAAGAAACCCUACUUCAGCCUACUUGAGAAAAAGUUGGAAGUAGAAGUCAGAGCCAGGUAUCUUUACGGUGAACAAGUGCGAGGUGUUGCAUAUGUGCAGUUUGGUAUUGACAUGAAUGGUCAGAAAAGGAGAAUCAUUUCUAUGAAGCAACUGAACGAUCUGAAUGGAGGAAAAGUUAGUUUGACUAUGGAGGAGAUAAAGAGGGUCUAUCCAAAUACAAACAGCCUACUGGGAAAUUCUGUGUACGUCAAAGCGUCAGUAAUGACCAGCUCAGGUAGUGACCUUGUGGAAGCAGAGAAAUCCGGCAUUAAAAUAGUGAUGUCACACUAUGUGCUCUCCAUCAGGGACACACCCAAGUAUUUCAAACCAGGCCUUCCGCUAGGCAUAGUGGUUACAGUGAGUAACCAAGAUGGAUCUCCAGCCCCCAAUAUCCCUGUUAAACUCAACUUCCUUCAAAAACCAAUUAAAACACACAGAGGCACUAUCAGGGUCUCCGUCAACAUGCCUGACGAAGAUGAGAAUCAAAUGUUGAAGGUAGAAACAGCACUUCCUGGUGUGAAUGCAGAAAAUCAGGCUGUACAGGAGAUGACUCUGGAGCCAUAUUUAGGUUUUGACGGCUACAGUAAGAACUACCUGCACAUCUCAGUGGGCGACAAUCAAGUGGCAGUGGGCAGCAGUCUUAACAUCAAAUUGACCAUCAAAACUGCCUCACCAGAGCACAGAAAGCUUGUGAAGCAGCUGACAUAUAUUGUUUUGAACAAAGGGAAAAUAAUAACAGCUUCUAUGGUAGAUGUAUGGCAGAAUGACACAAAUAUUCCAUUAGUAGUUACCACAGAGAUGUUACCUUCAUUCAGGCUGGUGGCGUACUAUAUGUUGCCAUGGCAACUACAUGCAGAAGUGGUGGCAGACUCAGUGUUUGUGGAUGUGGAGAACCAGUGUGUAGGCUCACUCAGUUUAGGACCAGUGGAGGGAGAAAAACUCAAUUCGUACUCACCAGGCAGAAGCUUUAAAUUUCAAGUGAAGGGUGACCCAGGAGCAAAGGUUAGCCUGGUGGCUGUGGAUAAUGCCAUCUUUCUGCUGAGUAAAAACCGCCUGACGCAGAGAAAGGUGUGGGAGGCGGUGGGUCAGGGAGACAUGGGCUGCACCGCAGGAGGAGGCCGGGAUAGUAUGGGUGUUUUCAGCGACGCGGGACUGGUGUUUUAUUCCAGCACAGGAGGAUCCACUGACUCUGGAUCAGAUCAUUGCUCCAAAAAAUCUAGGAGGAAAAGAUCUUUAAAGCAAAGAGCAACAAAAUUGGAGCAAAGAGAGAAGCUGGAGAAGGUCUAUUCUGACGAGUCCCUGCGGAGGUGUUGUGUGGAUGGCAUGAGGGAGAUUCCCAUGAACUAUUCAUGCUUGCAUCGCUCUCUCUCCAUCACCGAGGACCGGUGCUGCGUGUUAGCUUUCCGCCGUUGCUGUGUGGAGUACAGAGGGGAGGAGCUUGAUGACGUGACCGGGCUUCAGAUAGAAAAAAUAAAUAGUUGCUCUCAUCAGGGCCCAAAGGGAGAGCAGGUCUUAAGGGAGCCUCAGGUCCCAAUGGCCCCAGGGCCCAAGGAGGCCGAAGGGCUUAUGGGGGCCGCAUGGCAUAGGGGGUCCUCAGGUCCUGCAGAGCUUAUGGUUGUUUGGGACGAAACUGAAGGACCAGACAUGGAGGAGGAAGAAAAUGAUUUAGCUGAGGUGCGCACCAAGUUCUUUGAGUCGUGGCUGUGGACUGACAUCAGACUGCCCAGUGUAGCCCAGUUAGAUGGGCUGGCUGUAUUUCCAGUGGAAACCGUUCUUCCUGACAGUAUCACUCAGUGGGGGAUUCUAGCCAUCAGUGCCUCACCUGAAGCAGGUUUCUGUGUAGCUGAACCGUAUAACGUGAGUGCAUGGAAGCCGUUCUUCGUAGACCUGCGCUUGCCUCACUCAGUGUCCAGAAAUGAACGUGUGCAAAUCAAAGCUGUGGUCCACAACUACAUGGACGAAAACCUGAAGGCAAGUUUCCACGACUGUUCACCUUGUUCUAGCUUUAGAUCGCCCACUUAGGUGGAAAGGACCAUC